CGCCGGGGGCCGGCGAGCCAAUGGCGCGGCGGGAGGGCGGUGGAGCGUGCCAAGAUGGAGGAGUACGCGCGCGAGCCCUGUCCCUGGAGGAUAGUGGAUGACUGCGGGGGCGCUUUCACAAUGGGAGCCAUAGGAGGUGGCAUUUUCCAAGCUAUCAAGGGGUUCAGAAAUUCCCCAGUGGGUGUAAACCACCGGCUGCGGGGAAGUUUGACAGCUGUUAAAACCAGAGCGCCACAGUUGGGAGGUAGUUUUGCUGUUUGGGGAGGACUCUUCUCCAUGAUUGACUGCAGUAUGGUAAGAAUGAGAGGUAAAGAAGAUCCAUGGAAUUCAAUCACAAGCGGAGCCCUAACUGGAGCCAUAUUAGCUGCAAGAAAUGGACCUGUUGCCAUGGUUGGAUCUGCUGCAAUGGGAGGAAUUCUCCUAGCUUUAAUUGAAGGAGCUGGUAUUCUGUUAACAAGAUUUGCAUCCACACAGUUUCCAAAUGGCCCUCAAUUUUCAGAUGACCCCUCCCAGUUGCAGCCCUCUCCAUUUGGCGACUACAGACAAUACCAGUGAUUAUCUUCAUUCUGCUAGUUCAUACUGUUACGUGAGCUGUAAUUUAAAAUGCUGGAGGACCAAGAUGUGGUAUGUUGUAACACCAGUUGUAGUCUCUUACACAAACCAUGCCAAGAGGACCUUCAGCACUUCCGUGCAGCUUUACACUGGGAACUUUUAGAAGAUCGAUAUAUUUAUUCAUACUAGAUUCCAUUGCUGUAAUGUUAAUACAUGUCUGAUAGAAUACAUGGAGAUUUAAGACAAGGACCAAAUGGAGUCUUGUAAUCCUUUGGACGUGGACUGAAGUGAAUUUCUUUGGAGUCUUCUCUGACGUGUGGCAUUAACCAUCAACAGUGAAAGCAUCUGGAGUUUAGCUUCUUCUCUGUGAGGUUUAGGUUGCAACACAGAUUUCAGCUUAAGGCAAAGAACACAUCUACAUACAGUCCUGUUUUACACUCCUGAGGCGAAUGUUAUUGGGAGGAUAUGCAAGCCAGUGAAAGUUACUUCCAGCAAUAUGUUUUUCACAUUGAUCUAUGUUUUGUACAUGAUUGCCAUGCAAAAUAAGUUCUUCAGUUAAAGCCGAAUCUCUCUGUUGUGAAUCCACAGGCUGCAGUGUACUUCUGGCCUUCCUGUAAACUGCCAAGGCCUGAGCCCCUUUUGGCAAGAAGCAGCGGCUUGGUAAUUCUGCUGCUGAGCCGAGAUCGUAGCUUUGGCUUCAGCUCCGCUGCUGCUUGCUGUGGCUCCCGCAACGAGCUCCAAAGGGAACAGUGUAGAAAGCUUCCGCUCCUAGAGCUGCUUGAUGAGGAGAUGGCCGUAGGGCCCCAGAGCAAAAGGAGAUGAGAAAAAAUACGUAGGUGUGUGGGGCUGGAGGGGUGAAGCAGAUCCUACCUGUAUGCAUGCUGCCGUUGCAGCCUCUCUUGCCCUGACUCUUGGAUCCUGUCCUCCAACUGCUCUGGAAAGAAGCAUCAGUACAACAUUUACACUUUGUUUUUGUUCUUAAAACUCCAGUGAUGGAGGCAUGUUCCCUUUUGCCAGCAGUGACAAAAUUGUAUCCAGCGGGGUUUUCUGUUGUAUGUCCUAAUUAAUGCUAUUGCUUGCUGGCAGUUCUUGGUAGAAUAUUCAUACUUGCACACUUGCUUUUGUAAUAUUCUCUGAGCCACUUCAUGGCUUUCCCUCUGCCCAGGAAGGUGCUUAAUCUCUGCACCCUCUGUGAAGAAACUAAAUCAGACCUGUUUAGCAGGAGGAGAGGAUGAACACAACACGAAAGCGGUCACUGUAACAUUUGGUAAAUGGGGAAUUAGAAUUGUACGGUGUGUGCAUGCAGUAGGAAGAUCCUGAAUGCAGGGCUCCUAUGUCCUGUCAUUCUGUAAAAGUGAGAUUUGUCAUGCCUCUUUCCAUCAGCUUGCCUGUCCUGAAACUCCUCCAGGACUACUGUGCCUUGCUUUCUGACUGCCUGGUACCUUACGGUUUAGUUUAGUUGCUGCUGGUGUGUAAUUUUCAAAACUCUUUAGCAAAAAAGCACUGUAUUUGUGAAGACAUGUUGUGCUUUGCUGCUUACUUGGUUCCUCAGGUGAAUUGUAAAGACAAUUUUUGCGAUUUAUGUCA
This is a messenger RNA of Dromaius novaehollandiae (emu), 2139 nucleotides long. RefSeq names its product translocase of inner mitochondrial membrane 17A (gene TIMM17A). NCBI's taxonomy places the organism in Eukaryota, Metazoa, Chordata, Aves, Casuariiformes, Dromaiidae. The record is from RefSeq and is a predicted model, not a curated record. Gene Ontology annotation, biological process: protein import into mitochondrial matrix. Gene Ontology annotation, molecular function: transmembrane protein transporter activity. Gene Ontology annotation, cellular component: TIM23 mitochondrial import inner membrane translocase complex; mitochondrial inner membrane. Bases 55 to 555 code for a protein of 166 amino acids. The transcript has 6 exons.